GCCCCCACUGAGCGUGCGCACACCGGCCGCUACAGCCCUCUGGGCUGCGGAGCCGGAGUUGGUCCCAAAGCGGAAGUGCUUCUCGGGGCCAGUUUUCGUAACGGUCUCCUCUGCAGCGAGCACAAAAUCUGUGUCGAGAGAGAGGUUGAGGGGGCGAGUAGUAGGGGUGAUGGGCUGAGUGAUGGGGAGUUCUGGGGGACGAAUGAAGCGGGUUUUGGGGGGGGUCACUGAUGUGGGAGGUUGUGGGGUGGACCGAGAGGUCAGCGAAUGAGGGUUUGUGGGCUCAAUGGUAGACAAAGUUAUGGGGCUAGUCGGGGUUGAAUGGGGCAUAUUAAACGUUGACUUUUACACAUUUUCCAGCACAGUGACCUGCGCUAAGGGUUCAUACGCACCCCUCAAGCUCCUCCUUAGGCGCCCCCGCCUCUCCCUCUGUUCCUCUCCCCUUGCCCGAGCCCCGAGGUAGGGGCCUUGUGUGAAUGCUCCAGCUGAAGUGAAUCUGCACCCGAAGGCUUCCUUUUGGCUCCUGGGCAAGACGUCCCCAGUGAGCUCAGGCUUCACACAUCUCUGUCUUUUCCCAAGAAGAGCAGGAAAUGGCCAAAGCCCAGGGACUCAUGACAUUUGAGGAUGUGGCUGUGGAUUUCACCCAGGAGGAGUGGCAAUACCUGAACCCUCCACAGAGGAACCUGUACAGAGAUGUGAUGCUGGAGACCUACAGCAACCUGGUCUCUGUGGCAGGGCAGCAGGUUACCAAACCAGAUCUCAUCCUUAAAUUGGAGGUAGAAGAGCCAUGCCUGCCAGAAGGAAAAAUCCCAAUUUGGAGCUUUCCAGAAGAAGCCUGCCAGGUUGAUGAACACUUUGAGAGACAGCAUCAGGAUGACCAAGAUAAAUAUCUGAUGCAAGUUGGAUUCCCUGACAGGAAAACAAUUACCACCAAGAGUGGCCUUGACUAUAAUGAAUUCGGAAACAUACUUCAUCUGAAUACAAACCUUGUUGCUUCAAUACAAAGGCCCCAUAAAUUUGAGUCCUUUGGAUAUAAUAUGGUAGAUAAUUUAGACUUAUUUAGUAGAAGCUCUGCAGGAAAGAAGCAUGAUAAUGAAUGUGCAAAGUUAUUCUUCCAUACUGAGUAUGAGAAAACAACUCCUGGAGUAAAACCCUAUGGAUAUAAAGAGUGUGGGAAGACCCUCAGGCAAAAGAAAGGUCUUAGUCUACAUCAGAGAAUUAAAAAUGGAGAGAAACCCUUUGAAUGUACUGCAUGUAGGAAAACCUUCAGCAAGAAGUCACACCUCAUUGUGCAUUGGAGGACUCAUACAGGAGAGAAACCCUUUGGAUGUACAGAAUGUGGAAAAGCCUUUAGCCAAAAAUCUCAGCUCAUUAUACACCUGAGAACUCAUACAGGAGAGAGACCCUUUGAGUGUCCAGAAUGUGGAAAAGCCUUCAGAGAAAAGUCAACUGUCAUUAUACAUUACAGGACUCAUACAGGAGAGAAACCUUAUGAAUGUAAUGAAUGUGGAAAAGCCUUCACUCAGAAGUCAAACCUCAUUGUCCAUCAGAAAACCCACACAGGAGAAAAAACUUAUGAAUGCACCAAAUGUGGGGAAUCUUUCAUACAGAAGCUUGAUCUAAUUAUACAUCAUAGUACUCAUACAGGAAAGAAACCCCAUGAAUGUAAUGAGUGUAAGAAAACUUUCAGUGAUAAGUCAACUCUCAUUAUACAUCAAAGAACUCAUACGGGAGAGAAACCUCAUAAAUGUACGGAAUGUGGGAAGUCUUUCAACGAGAAGUCAACCCUCAUUGUGCAUCAGCGAACUCAUACAGGAGAGAAACCCUAUGAAUGUGAUGUGUGUGGGAAAACCUUCACCCAAAAGUCAAACCUUGGUGUACAUCAAAGAACUCAUUCAGGAGAGAAACCCUUUGAAUGUAAUGAAUGUGAGAAAGCAUUCUCUCAGAAAUCCUAUCUCAUGCUACACCAGAGAGGUCAUACAGGAGAGAAGCCCUAUGAAUGCAAUGAAUGUGAAAAAGCAUUUUCCCAGAAGUCAUAUCUCAUUAUACAUCAAAGAACGCAUACAGAAGAAAAACCCUAUAAAUGUAAUGAAUGUGGCAAAGCCUUCAGAGAAAAGUCGAAGCUCAUUAUACAUCAGAGAAUCCAUACAGGAGAGAAGCCCUAUGAAUGUCCUGUAUGUUGGAAAGCUUUCAGCCAGAAGUCACAGCUCAUAAUACAUCAGCGAACACACACAGGAGAGAAACCCUAUGCGUGCACUGAGUGUGGCAAAGCUUUCAGAGAAAAAUCAACAUUCACUGUACAUCAGAGAACUCAUACUGGAGAGAAACCCUAUAAGUGUACAGAAUGUGGGAAAGCCUUUACUCAAAAGUCAAAUCUUAUUGUACAUCAGAGAACACAUACAGGAAAGAAAGCCCAUGGGAAAGGCCAUACCCGGAAGUCUAAGCUCAUUGCACAUUAGAGAGUCAACAAUGCAGUUAUCUUCACUGAAGGAAAGUUUUGUCAGUUUAAGUAAACAUUUUAAAAGUAUGUUCUGACUUCUGGUUUAAAUAUGGGGAGUAAAGUCAGCCUUUUUUUCUUUCCAUCUCAGUCUUCGCCCAAAACUACUAGGAGAAAAAGAAGUGGACGUGUAAUCUCUGUAUCUGACAAAAUUAGGAGAUCGCUGAAACCCUGAUGAGAGGGCUGCCAGAGGCAGAGGAAAUCAAGCACCAGUGCAAGGAGAUUUCAAAGGCUAGAGAGGAGUGGUCAAGGCUGCAGAUGUGAGAUAGCACUGGUAAGGACUGUUAGCCAAGUUUUAGGCUGAGUGCAAGACCAAAUAGAUACAUAACAAUGGUAACAGAGAGCAUGGGCAGGUGGGACGUUUCCUAGACCCAUUUGGAGUCUCAGGAGAGACAGGCAGGGGCCUCAACAAGGAAUUGCUCAGACAAGCCAUAUUUGCAGAAAGUAGUCUAUACUCAUGAGAGGAGCAGUUGGCAGGGGCUGGGGAAAGAGAAGGGAGUGUUCUUGUGAAGAACCCAACAGCUGCCCCUAUUUACUGACUCUGGAAAGUCAAGUCUGAAAAACCUACCAAAUGCAAAAGUAAUUCCAGUUAGAAAAUCUCUGAUCUGCCUAGAAUGUGGCCCCAUUUCUUCCCUUACAUGAACUUCCAGCAAACAACAAGUCCAGGAAAAACUCUUAUUCAAUGAGGAAUGAUUCCAAGGCAAUCAAAACCAUAAAUGUACAUGGCUUUUGAGCCAGCAAUUCCACUUCUAGGAAUGUAUAUACUCAUGCAUGUACAAAAUGAUGAACACACAGAGGUAUUCAGUGAUGCACUGUUUGUGAAAACAAAAGAUUGGAAGCUUUCCACAUGGCUCCUGAAAUCAUGGAAUGUUCGCACAGCAACCUUUUAGGUAGACAAAAAAAAAAAAAAAUGGAUAAAGAGAACUUGGACAACAUUUGUGUAGUGAUGUGGGAUGACCUCCAAUAUACAUUAUUAGAAAAGCAAGGUGCAGGAUACUGAGGAUAAUAUGCUACCAUUUGUAAGUAAAAAGGAGAACGAAUGGUGAAUACAUAAUUGAGCGUAUAUGCAUAAACUAUCUCUGGAAAGAUAUACGAGAAGCUGGGAACCCUGAUUACCUCUGGGAAAGGGAAGGGGAAGUGGGUGGCUGGAGGGAAGGAAUGGGAGGGAGACAACUGUAUAUCCUUUCAGAACUUUUGAAAAUUGUACUACGUGGAUGUACUACCUUUUCAAAAAAUAAAACUUUUUAAAAAGC
Molecule: messenger RNA, 3750 nt
Organism: Delphinapterus leucas (beluga whale)
Lineage: Eukaryota; Metazoa; Chordata; Mammalia; Artiodactyla; Monodontidae
Gene: ZNF182
Product: zinc finger protein 182
Biological process (GO): regulation of transcription by RNA polymerase II; embryo development
Cellular component (GO): nucleus
Molecular function (GO): DNA-binding transcription factor activity, RNA polymerase II-specific; RNA polymerase II cis-regulatory region sequence-specific DNA binding
Source: RefSeq, a predicted model, not a curated record